AUGAUGAACAGAAUGAACAUAUCACCCAACAUCUCAGCUACCAGCCUACCACAAUAUCAAAGACGAAAUCAUGUUAUCCAGUGGCAAGUACCAAGUCGAGGUUGGGUCAAGUGCAACUACGAUGCCUCUCAUCAUGACGGAGAUCAAGAUUCUGGAAUGGGUUGGAUUAUACGCAAUUCAAAUGGUCAUUUCCUUGAUUGUGGCAUGGAUAAAUAUCAGGGACGAGUCUCGGCAGUGGAGUCGGAAUGCUCCGCUUUACUUUGGGCACUACAAGCAACUUGGGCUUUAGGGUAUUGA
Microthlaspi erraticum is the source of this 297-nucleotide messenger RNA. NCBI's taxonomy places the organism in Eukaryota, Viridiplantae, Streptophyta, Magnoliopsida, Brassicales, Brassicaceae. The record is from the annotation of a GenBank genome assembly.